This is a messenger RNA of Theobroma cacao (cacao), 1507 nucleotides long. It is a transcript of the gene GDPD4, whose product is annotated as PLC-like phosphodiesterases superfamily protein. The record is from RefSeq and is a predicted model, not a curated record. Lineage: Eukaryota; Viridiplantae; Streptophyta; Magnoliopsida; Malvales; Malvaceae. Gene Ontology annotation, molecular function: phosphoric diester hydrolase activity. Gene Ontology annotation, biological process: lipid metabolic process.
AAACGUCGUCCAUGGCUGAUUUUAAUCACACCCCGCCUCGCCUAAUAUCGUUUUUUCUUUUCUUUCUCCUAAUAGUUGGGCUGGGGGAAGUUGGUGUCUCAUUCUCAACUCUCAACCUACAGCCUACCUACAGCAACAUAUAAAAGUAAUUCUGUGUUUGUUGUGAAGAAGUAGAGACGGCUCUGGCCAUGUAUGGUAAAUUAGGAAGAAGGCAACAUCUGCAAGGCCAUGGCCGCAGCAAUCGCGCCUCUCUUUUUAGAUUUUCUUCUUCCUACAAAAGCCUUGUUCGUUUCAUCCUUAUUCUUCUUGCUUUCAUCGCCCUUUUGCCUCCUAUUUUCUUCCACUUCAGGCUCCGCCGUUUCCAUCAGAUGCAAUUAAGGAGGUGUGGUUGGCUGAACAAUCCUCCCCUUGUGUGUGCUCAUGGUGGUGACUCAACUAACGCCUUCCCAAACACAAUGUCUGCAUAUUAGUUUGCUCUUCGUUCUCAAGUAGACUGCAUUGAGAUUGAUAUCUCUCGCUCUUCAGAUGGAGUUUUGUUUGCACUUCAUGACAGGGAUUUGCAGCGGAUAACUGGUAACAGCACUUCUAAAGUUGGGCACUUAAGAUCAAAAGAGAUAAAAGAAAUAGAUGUCUCUCAUCAGUCUGGUGAUUCAAAGAUUCCUACUAUUGAAGAUGCUUUGAUGUUGAUAUCAAGAUCAGUACGGCAGGUGAUUCUAGAUGCCAAGGUGAGGCCUCCGUCAUAUGAAAAGGGCCUUGCGAAGGAUAUUCUUUCCGCUGUUGAGAAGAUGCAGUGUAAGAAUUGUAUCAUUUGGGCUAAAAGUGAUAGUUUAGCGAGGGACAUAAUUAAACUCUCAUCGGAUGUUAAGGUAGGCUACAUUGUAAUGGUGGAUCCCAGUACCGGGGCUAGAACCAACUUGUUGAGAAUGAAAGGGGCCAGGGUGGUUGGUGUAUACCAUCCAUUGAUUGAUGGAAGACUUGUUAAAAUUCUGCAUGGGAGAGAGAAGAAGGUAUAUGCUUGGACAGUUGAUGAUGCUGAUUCGAUGACGAGGAUGUUGCAUGAGCAUGCAGAUGCUAUUGUUACUAGCAACCCCUCUUUACUUCAACGUACCAUGCAAGAUACGAGAACACAAUGUCUUGAAGAAGGUUUUUCUUUAACACGAUGAUUUUGUUGAUAUACGAAACAGUUGGAUCGAGCUUUAAAAGAAAAGUUUUGAUCAUGGGAAGAUAUAUUUGUACAUGCCCUAAACUACUCAUGCUUGGUUUUAUUAGUUUCAACUCUCUUUCCUGCUUUGAGGGUUCAUCUAUGUACUUUAUGAUUGGCAUGAGAUUGUUGAAUGAAUACAAUUUGAGGUUGAUCUGUAUAUGGACUUCAAUCAUGGGAUUUGGCACCAAACUUGUAGCUUAAGGUUUUGGGACCCUUUCAAUUAGAUGGCAUGUACCAUAGGACAAAAGUAAGUAGUCAUUCAACCACCUAGCAUCUAUACAGUGCACCUGCCUUGUUUGUUGA